CGACACCAUGGCAUUUCACUUGUGGGGAGAAUGUGGCCAUUUAGAAUCCAAUUUGCUGUCCAAGGUGUGAAUUCACAUGAGUAAACACCCGAGAAAACAGUUGGUCACGUGACCAGUAAUUCGUUCACGGUAAAUAAAUGUCAAGUCGGAAACAGAUUAUGGCAGUGACGUUGGCGGCAUCUUUGAUGUACCAGCCAUAUGGAAACAAGGAUCACGUGGUUUCCAAAAAAACAAAUUCAUUUGCAGAGUGGAUUCCCGUGUUCUGUCACUUUUAAAAUUGCUUGGUGCGAUUGUUGUUUCUUGAGUAGAAUAUUCUCUGCUUGAAGGAUGUUGUCAUAUAUACUGUGUGUGACUGUACUGAUUGGUGCACAGUGCCAAGCGGUUUUAGUAGAACCCAAACGUGAGUGCGGAUUGGCGCCAGUAUACCACGGAGAUAUACCCGAUGCCUAUGCUAUCGUUUUUAAUGAGGCAUUUACUUUAUCAGAGGUCCAGGCCAUCUUAGGCGGCGUGGUUGGCCCUGGAUUAGUUAUUGAGAAAAUUAAUUGCAACUUUGUUGUGUCGUGGGCUGAAGUUACCAUCAGUAGUGUAGAACGAAUGGAACUGGUCCGCGCGUUAUCUUCAGUGCAGUUUGUUCAGGGAGUGUACGGUGUAGCAUUGGCUGAAAACUGGGGUCUGGACAGAAUUAAUCAGAGAUUGCUACCACUGGAUAGUGAUUACCUAACCCCAAGAUGCGUAGUGACAAAAGUUUGCACUGCGUUGGAUGCUCCUAAUAUUUAUUUGAUUGAUACUGGAAUUCUCUACACACACGAGGAAUUCGAAGGAAGGGCGAAACCUCACUAUGACCACUUCCCAGACGAAGGUUACAAUGGAAUUGACAUUGAAGGCCAUGGUACUCACGUGGCUGGCAUAGCCGGUGGGAAGACGUUCGGCGUUUCUAAAAAUGCGAAUCUCUGGAGUGUUCGCAUAUUUAAUAAGGAUGGCGUAGCAACGUCUAAAGGAAUUUGGCAUGGAUUACUUAGCGUUUUCAACGAUGGACAAUUACCCGCCGUCAUCAAUUUGUCUAUCGUAUCAGCGUCCUCAUUACUAGAUAAGUUUGGUACUUUAAUUAUACGUAAUAUUCAGAACCGUGAUAGGAUUCCCGUCAUCGUUGCUGCGGGAAAUAAGGACAGUGACGCGGGAGACUAUUGGCCAGCUAAUUCUAAUAUUGUGACGGUGGUUGGAGCAACGGAUAGUAACGAUGUCAGGGCAACCUUUUCCAAUGUCGGAGAAUAUGUUAACUUAUUCGCCCCAGGGGUGGAUAUUGAAAGUGCUGGAAUAGGAUCCGAUACAGAGGUGGUAACCAAAUCUGGGACGUCGAUGUCAACUCCGUACGUUACGGGAAUUGCGUCACGGAUCAAGACUCAAGUUCCAGGAGCCACCGCAGAAGAAGUGCUUUUCAAAAUGAACUACUUUGCCACUAAAGAUGUUGUAGUUGAUGCCGCCGGUACCCCUAAUAGGCUAUUUUACGGGUGUCAUCCCUAGAUUAUCUUCACUAGAACAGUGUUCUUUCUUAAUUAGUGAUGCACAUGAAAUAUAAUUCUUCGUUCUGUUCAUAAAAUAUUAUCACGUUCUUUUGUGGGAUGUAUUCUUCAUGACGUAAUCAUCUAUAACGCUAAUUUAAGAUUCCAUAUUACCAGACACCGUACACGUAAAUGCACUAUAUGGCUUUAUAUUGUCCCCAUAGCAACUCAUUAACAAUACCACAUGAAAACGUACAUUAUUGUUGUUAUGACAAUGUAUUGUACUCGAUAGUAAUCCAUUGUACUAUUCACAGGUCAGUUCUGUACAAAUAAAAUAGAAAUCUCAAUAAUUGUUGGUGGA
This is a messenger RNA of Saccoglossus kowalevskii, 1860 nucleotides long. RefSeq lists its product as uncharacterized. Lineage: Eukaryota; Metazoa; Hemichordata; Enteropneusta; Harrimaniidae. Gene Ontology annotation, molecular function: serine-type endopeptidase activity. Gene Ontology annotation, biological process: proteolysis. The record is from RefSeq and is a predicted model, not a curated record.